Messenger RNA from Xenia sp. Carnegie-2017, 8711 nucleotides. RefSeq lists its product as uncharacterized. Gene Ontology annotation, cellular component: histone methyltransferase complex; nucleus. Lineage: Eukaryota; Metazoa; Cnidaria; Anthozoa; Malacalcyonacea; Xeniidae. Gene Ontology annotation, molecular function: histone H3K4 methyltransferase activity; protein binding; zinc ion binding. The record is from RefSeq and is a predicted model, not a curated record. Gene Ontology annotation, biological process: positive regulation of DNA-templated transcription.
AGAACCCAAGAAAUGGCUGCCGAAUAGAAAUAAUUGUCUUUUACCACAUGUUGAAAACUAACUGACGUUUUAAUCUCAGUGACCAAUAUUACCUAAAAUAUGGAUGUCUUUUAUUUCAAUGAUACAUCAAUUGGCUUUUUUAAUCAACGAUUUGGAAACAUGUCCACGAGUUUCCAUUUUCUAACCCAUGCGCAGUUGUAAACAGGAGAAAAACUAAGAUGGCGCGCUUGAAGUAUCCUGGGGUAGAUAAGAUUUCUGUCAAAUCUCGAAGUCCCAAGAAAAGACUUGUGCUCAAAGUUCAAAGAAAAAAGCACAAAAAUACCAAAUCAACAAAUUUAGGGGCGAAACAAGUAAUAUCUCGAAAAGAUUUUGAAAAAAUCUUCGGAGACUCGGACGAAGAGGAUUACAAACCAUUUCUUGGGUUUUCAUCCGAAGAACUUGGUUUCAAGGCAUACACGCUUCUUCUACCCCAUAACAGAUAUCGAUCCGAUGCUGAUAAAACAUUUCAACAUUCUCCAUCGUCGACAUCAAAGAGAGUAAAACAUGUGCCAUUGAAAUGGUUUAGCCCGCCAACAUCGGAUGAUUCAUCCAACGACGAUGAAGAAAUCUCUCAACCAGGCGCAGUUGUUAAGAAAACUUUAUAUCGUAAAAAUAUUUAUUCAAAGACUUUAAAGAAACGUCAAUAUAAUAGAAGAAGAGAUGAUAAAUAUAAGGGAGAGUUUUCCAAUCUUAGUAUCAAACCACUGCGUUGUUUUCCGUCUCAUCAACAAACAGAUUUGCAGAAAAAGUCUGUUGCUAUUGCCAAACAAAUUGUGGAAAAGGCAAAAGGAGACAAACGUCUUCAGUUGUCUAAGAAUGUUGCUCCUGUGGAAAAUAAUCACAGUCCUGUGUCGAGAUUUGGUCGUCUUGUCAAAAAGAAAUUGCUUGAUUAUGAUGAUUUUACAGGUGGUCAUAACAAGAGGAAACAAUUUGUAAAUUCUGAUAUCUCUGUGUCAAAGAUUUUUAAAGGUGAAGAUGGCGAAAGGCAUCAAGUUCAACCAGAUCCAUUUUUAGAGACCAGAAAUUUAGACGAGAAAUCAAAUGUGACGUUGCAAGUACCAUGUGAAGACAAGUUUUUUCACCAAGCUUUGUUUCCUCCUGUUGUUCCUUCAAAACAACCUUUGCCAAAAGAAAAGACUGGAAAAAACGACUGUCAUGAACUUUCUGUGAAAGCUACACUAUUUGACAAAGAAACUUUAAAGAGCUUACUGAAUGAAAAGACUAAUGACCAAAGGAAUGAAUAUGAAAAAGAAAACAAUUUUUCUGCUGGUUCUGAUUACGAGUAUAACAUAUUCAAUAUUGCGACAAAAUUUAGAUCAAAGAGACUUCAAAACAAGAAAGACAAAAAAGAAAAAGAAAAAGUGCGACUUGUUGAAUCUGAAAAUGACAAACUUCAAAGAGAAGUAUUGAGUAAGAAAGAUAAAGACCAAGCACACGAAUUAUUGGAGAAAAAUCAUAUCGAUAAAAGAGAAGACAAAAUAGAAGAUUGUGAAACAAUCAGCAAAAAAACUGUUACGAAGGUGAUCAAACAAAUAACGAGAAAAAAAUUAAAGAGUGGCAAAAUAAAGAAAAUAAUUAAAGUCAUUAAAGUAAAGUCGAAACCAGAAGGUGGUAGUCGACGUGUACGUGGAAGAAGGCGAGUACGUUGUGGAAAAUGCGAGGGAUGUUUGGUGGAGAAAGACUGUGGAAAGUGUAUUUAUUGCCGAGACAAGCCAAAGUUUGGUGGAGUAUAUUUGCUAAAGCAAUGUUGUAUACACCGAAAAUGCCAAAACUUUAUACUUCCAAGAGCAAAGCCGAAAAAAGUUUAUCGUAAGACAUUGACAACAUUAAACAAACCGAGCUCAAUCGAAAGUCGUGAAAGAAAAUCUGUAUCGAGUGACGCAACUACAACAAAGCAAAUAAGAAACACAACUAUAAAAGACCUGUUAUAUAAACGAAAACCGCCGUCUGGACCGCUCUUACGUUACACGAAAAAAAAUAAAUGGACGAAGAAUCUAAAUGAUAUUAAGCUUGCUUGGACCGACUCGUAUACGGAAGAUGACUGUUGGGAAACUGGAUUCCAUAUCUGCGUUUCAAAUGAAAAUGCGCUUCCACGUGGUGAACUUUGCUUUUUAUGUGGAAGUUUGGGACAUGAAAAGAUGCUGUUUUGUCAAGUGUGUGCUGAGCCGUUUCACUUGUUUUGCCUGGAUGAAGAUCCUGUUGAUGGUGAAUUGUGGACCUGUAAUCGUUGUCGAACAUGUUGUGUUUGUGGGCAUCAGAAUAAGCUGCUAAUGUGCGACAAAUGUCAACGAUGUUAUCACGUAGAAUGUCUUGGGUCAAACUAUCCAACCGAGCCACAAGGAGACAACGAAGAUGUAUGGCUGUGUGCUCGUUGUGUAAAAUGUGUAAAAUGUGGUCGCACUACUGCAGGAGAAACUGCUGACGCACAAUGGACGCAUUCAUUUACCAUGUGUUUUGCAUGUGGUAAAAACUGGGAUCAAGGCAAUUUUUGUCCAAUUUGUAAGAGUUGUUAUUCUGAUGAGGAUUUUGAGUCGAAAAUGAUGCAAUGUUUAAAGUGUGAACACUGGGUUCAUGCCACAUGUCAGAACAUUACUGAUGAUGAAUAUCAGUGUCUAGCUGUGAUGCCUGAGGAUGUGCAGUUUGUUUGUAAAUCGUGUCAUGAUGAAGACUUACCUGACUGGCUGGAUUCUGUUCGACAAGAAAUUCAGGCUGGAUAUAUUUAUAUUGUCGAUACCCUUGUUUCAUCUCCUCAUUAUCAAACACUUAAAAGUUAUAUUCAGGAGAACGUUCGUGAGGAAAAUAAAAUUCACUGUUUGUCAGUGGUGAAAGAUAAAGUUAAUGGAAAGAAAUAUGACUCUCUGGGUGAUUACACCAAAGAUCUUCUUGCGUUUCUUCACCAAUUAAAACUUUCUAUUCCAAAAGAAGAUACUUUAAUUAAAAGCAUGUCUAGUUUAAUGUCUUCAUUUGAAAAGGAGAUGCAAUCAAUUUUCCCCUGGCAAGAUCUUACCUGGCCGCCUACUGAAGAAGAAAAUGGAGAGGACGUUUGUGAAGCUAGAGACAUGUCAAUAAUUUGUGAUGAGAAAUUAGGUGAUUUUAAUGAGGUCAUGAAAGAUCACUGCUACAUCCGAUGUAAAAAUGAAGGUGACAAGGAGAAUGUAGAUGUAUGUGAAGUUGGGUCAAAAUCGACAGAUGUCUGUGAAACGUCGAAGAAGCUAGAAGAUAAGCGAAAAUGUGCUUUUUGUGCCGAGAUCGGAGAUCAAUGCCCUCAAGAUGCUGGCAGGUUAAUUUAUUUUAAUAUUGACGAGUGGGCUCAUGUUAAUUGCGUUUUGUGGUCAGCGGAAGUGUAUGAAGAUGAUGAAGGCAGACUACAGAAUGCUCAUGUUGCUUUAAACAGAGGAAGGCAAUUGCGUUGCGAAUUUUGUGGUGAAGUGGGUGCUACUGUUGGCUGUUGUGAACCAUAUUGUAGGGGCAACUAUCACUUUAUGUGUGGAAGGAAAGCCAAAGCAGCGUUUUUACCAAAUAAAACUGUGUACUGCAAUGUUCAUGCUUUUCGAGCAAGAGAUGAGGUUAUUGUUGGCGAAGGCGAGUUUGCUGUCGACCGUCGAGUUUGUGUUGAUAUGAGUAAAGUAAAGACUUUGAAAAAAGCGUUGAAAGGCGUUUCCGUUGACACUUUGUCUGUUUUGUCCGGUUGUAUGGUUGUGAAAAAUCUUGGAAGAAUUACAAAAGCAUCGGACACUUCAUCUGUUUUGUUUCCAGUUCAAUAUAGCAUUACUCGACUUUAUUGGAGUACAAUUGAUCCCAGCAAACGAUGUCUUUAUUCCUGCCAUAUCGAAGAAAUUGAUGAACAGGAGUCUAGAAGCAAAGUGCAAGUACCGCUUGAAAAAGUUGCAGAAAAUCACGUUGUUACAUGUCAUGAAAACGAAGAUGAUAUAUUUGAUGGCUCAGUGUCAAAGUCAAAUAAUGAAGUAUCAAAAUUAAAGUGUGUUUUUCCUGCGGGGAAAAGCACUGCGGUCUUUCCACACGAUGAACAGAAAAAUGUCGAAACUUUACAAAGUGUAACAAAAAUGUCCAUUGAUGAUACCCAAAACAGAGGAAGAACGUCCAUUGAUUCUAAUGCACCUAAACAUUUGAAGAGAAAACAUUCUAAUGAGGUAAAUGAUCAAAACAAAAGUGUUGACUUCUGUAAACCUUCACUUGUUGUUGUAACCUCUCCUGCUUUCUCGACAUCCCUACAGAGUAAAUGUAAAACCUCAUUUAGUGGAUCCUUUCCAUCUUCACCACUUUCCAAAACAGUAGUGACGUCAACACAAAGGAAAGGUGUAACGAGUGUAUCGCUUGGAAAAGCAGAAACGAAAACAACGCCAUGUAAUGAAACAGUAACAACACCGCGAGCUAAAGAUACCUUAACUACGCUAGUUACUAGAGCAAUGCACCCUAACGAAGUCUACGAUAGAAAAAUUCAGCAACUUACUAAAGAUUUGAAUGCGACAGUAGAGCAAACUAAGGGAGUUAUACCUAAAACACUGAUGAAAGGAACAUCUGCUACAACGUCAAUAACUACAUUUUCUACGACAAUGACCAGAGCAAAAUACCCUGUACCGGAAAGUAAAACAGUAUUAUCAGUUAACUCAUUUGGGGCCAAUCCGUGUAUGUUUCCUCGUACGACUAGUGUUUCUCCAAUGGAUUUUUUGGUAGACUUAACACGACCCAAAACAAAUAAUGCGCGUAUGAAUGCUGCCAAAGUACCUAAAGCAACAAAAUCUCGAACAAGUAAUGUAAAGAUAGUCCGAACUAAACCUAUUCCUCUUGCACCAAAACCAACUUUUGUAUCAUUACGUUGCUCUCCAUACAGACAACUUGCUCCAAAACCAAUUCGCCAUUUACACUCAAGUAUCAUUCAUAAUUCCACUCAAAAUUCUGCUAGAACAACGACUACCAACUCUUUUAUUUUUCAUUCGACAACAUUUGUGUCCCAAGGCAACAGUGUCAGGCCAACAUACUCUCAAAUAAAGCAUAUUAAAACAACUGCUGUUUCCACCGCUACUUUCGUUCAAAACUCAUAUUCUCCAAGUCCUAUUACGUCAGCUAGAGUGGUAACUCUACAUCCGCCAGCUAAUGUUGUGCAAUCAAACAUUCAAUUAACGUCAUUAAAUUCUCGAUCGAUUGUAUCGGAUGCACUGCCAUCAACAUUUAGUUCAAGCAUGGUUCCGUUAAAAUCAACUCACUCAACUUCAAACAUCGUAAAAUUGAACACGGAUCCGUCCAAGUUAGCUGCAAAUUUUCUUCGUUUGCGUGCUAAUGCUGUACUUUCAAGUGCAAAACCAAGUUCGCUGCUCUCCAUAAAAACGAAUUCAACUCAAUAUGAAACUCCCAACUCAGUUUCCAAUCAUCUUCUUGAACAUGCGUCUCUUCAGCAUAAUAUAUCUGCUCAUCUAUCAAAGGAAGUUUCUGCAGAAAAUGCUGUCGUUGCGUUGACAAAGGAAGCUGCUACAUCAAGUGCAAUUCGAACCAACAAAACCGAUGGAAUGGCCGUUGUAGUCGGCUCACCAGAUCAAAUUAAGAAGCUGCUUUCAGAAAAUCCUAACAUGAUCCAACUUCUUGGAAGUAAAUCUACAGAAUAUUUAGGAAAGUUACUAACUUCGGAAAUAAAGAAGAAACCAAAACACAGCAACAAAAUGCUACAAAUAAACAGCACCAGCGUGGUAGAAAAGCCCCGAAGUGAAAGUUAUCUGUCACAUUUGACGUCAAAUAACCACACUUCCUUAUUCUCGAAAAAGAGCCUGGACUCUAUUAAAGAUACGGCUGCGUCGACUAUUAGAAACAGUGUUUUACCAACUACCGCAAAAUCCACGAUAUCAGUUAGUAAGUUGAACAUAGAAAAAUGUAGAAAUGCUGUUCGCAAACUUGAUCGAAGGUUUUUGAACUCCUCUAUAGACACAACCGUUGAUGAUUAUUGCACAGGUGCGGUUGGUCAAGAAGAAUCAGUGCAGUCAACUCUAAAAUCGCCAACGCACCAAACGAAAUGUUCUUCUUUAAAUAACUUAUUAAACGUAAACAAGAAUGACAAUGUUCUUAACAAACGUUUUCUUCACGCCAACCUUGGUAAUUAUAGCACCGAAAGGAAGAUAGCUUCUCUAUCACCAUUGUCUUCUCCAGCCAAACUGAUGGCACAUAUUGAAGAUCAAACAAAAAGUCUCAAACCAUUUAUGACCAAUUUGAAGCAAGCAGACAACCAUAAGCUCCCACGGUCCGACAAUCAUCAAGGAGUUGAUACUGCUGAGAAAAAAACGUCAACGAAAAGCAAUUCAAAAAUCUGUAUCAAAAGGACAAAUACUAAAAGGAAAUAUACAAAAAGAAAAGUAAUAGAUGAAACCAGUGAAGGUAAUGGAGAUAAUGAUAUGUUAAAUAAUGCGUUAGGUGAAAUUGAUGAAUGUAGUGGUUCAAAAAAGAGGAUCACCAAAGAAUCAUUGAUUAAAGGCAGUGACGGUAAACAGACAAAGAAAGCCAAAAUAGAUGAAAAUGAUAUUGUACUACCAGAUUUUGCUCGUGUUAAACAAUCUGAUCUGCGCAGUCGACGCCUGGAAAAAGUGAAACAAGAGUUAAAUGUAGUGUUCACUAUCACGAGUGAAGAGGGUCUUGAAGUGAAGGCUAAAUCGUGCGAAGAGGCUUGGCGUAUUGUUUUCGAGAAAGUUCAGAACUUACGUAUGGAUCGUUCAAGAAAUUUUACAUCUUUUGUGGGUGCGGAUGGUAUGGACUUGCUAGGACUUACCAGAGAACCUCUGAUAUAUCUUAUUGAGCAAUUACCUGGAGCAAAAAAACAUUGCACUAAGUACUCAUUUCAAUAUCAUGAAAGUCGAAGUCAUAAUGACUCGUGGGAUGAAGACGUCCAGCUUAAAGAAAAUGAACGCGGUUGUGCUCGUGCUGAACCGUUUAAAGGUCUUAAGAAAGAAGUCGACAUGUUUAGUUUUCUGGCAUCGACACAUCGAAAGAUAUCACAAGUUCCUCUUGACAAUUUCGAUGAUCCAGACAUUGCUCAGGAAAUUGCGGCAAGACGAGCAACUGCCAAUGACCUUCCAAUGGCAAUGAGAUAUCGAUGCUUAAAACAAUCAAAUCCAAAACGUACAGUUGGAGUAUUUAAAUCAGCUAUUCAUCGUCGUGGUUUGUUUUGUCUACGUGACAUUGAUGCAGGAGAAAUGGUGAUUGAGUAUACUGGAAACGUUAUACGAUCUGUAUUAACUGACAAGAGGGAGAAAUAUUAUGAAAGCAAGGGUAUUGGUUGUUACAUGUUUCGUGUUGAUAGUUUUGAUGUAAUUGAUGCUACAGAAUGCGGUGACGCUGCUCGUUUCAUUAAUCAUUCUUGCGAGCCAAAUUGUUUUUCUCGUGUAAUAACAGUAGAAGGACAGAAAAAGAUCAUUAUUUUUGCUGCAAAACAUUUGAAAAGAGGAGAAGAACUCACAUACGACUACAAAUUUCCGUUGGAAGAUGAAAAACUUCCAUGCUCCUGUGGCUCUAAAAAAUGUCGCAAGUAUAUGAAUUGACUUGAAAUUGGUAGGUUUUUUGUUAGGUAAGAUCACGUGUCCUCUCAGAUACAUCAAGGAGCUCCCUCCCUGACAAUAUUGAUAUCAAGAAUUAUAUGUGUAUAUAAACUAAUUUAUUGCAUGCGCUCAAAAAUUGUGUUGCAGAAUCUGACAACCCCCGUCCUCCCUUUCCACAAUCUUGGUGCUAACAAUGUUGAUACCAGUUAUCAUAUUACAAAUUUUAACAACAUUGUUGAAAGUCAUGUUUUUGAUUGAUGUUUCGUUUGUAUAUGAUGUGUACAAUAUAAGAUACGUAUAUUAAUGUCGAAAAACGAAGAUUUUAUUUUCAUUACAGUAAAUAUUCUUAAUACAGAGUGGUUUUGGUGUAGAAGUAUUGUUCCUGAAAUAUGUUUUUUUUAUAAAAUCCAAAUAGUCUUUAUUUUAUAAAAAAAAUUCUGCGAUGCAGCCUGAUAUCUCCUCGGUUUGCAUAAGCCUGUGCGAACUCAGAAAGCAUCUCUUAUUUCUUAAUUGCCAACGUUUUUCAAUGAAAUAACUCUAAAGUAAAUAAUUUUCCAUCAUUCACGAUAAUUUAUAAACGUUGCUACCUAUAUAUUGAAUAUCAGGCUGACGCAACAUAUUUUACUAAUAUCGAGAGAAUGUUAGGCAUAUGAAAUAGAUCUAAUGGCAAAGAAAUGAUUUCUAAAUUAAUUCCCCUCUUCUACCCCUCCCCCCCCUUCCGGAUUUUUGACGUCUUUAUAAAAUCGAUUUUAAUAUAACGUUGUUUACCAAGUUGUCAUGUCACGUGAACCUGAAGUUAUUUGUUGUAAAUAAUUCAACUUCAAACUAUGAAUUCACAAAAACAGAUUGGUGCAAUUGUAAAUACAAUAUGGAUAUAUUUAUGUGAAAUACCAGCAGUGGAUUUAGCGUUUGGAAAAAUAAAUAAUAGCGGCCAAACUUUAAAUGCAAAUUAUCUUCAUAAUACUUCCACAAUGGUUAUGAAAUUCUACCGAAUAAAAUUUUACCAAUUAAACAGCUUUAAAUGCUUUAAAUUAUAUCUUGCUAUGAAUUGUUGCAAUUUAUUUUUCUUAACGCUGGAUUCACCUCUGAUGAAAAAAUAUGGUCAAAUUGUAUGAAAAACAUAUUUAUUUUAAAGUA